AUGAACGCCACUUCGGCCCUGCUCAAGUCGUCCUCCUCCUCUACCCGCUGGCUCUCCCGCCAAACACGCGACCCGUUCGUCCGUUCCCGCGGUGGGUCAUACCGCGCUCGCUCGGCGUUCAAGCUCAAAGAUCUCGCGACAAAGCACCCGAUCCUUGGCCGGCGCGUCGUCGACCUGGGCGCAGCUCCUGGGGGAUGGAGCCAAGUCGCAGCUGAGCGGCAACAACAAUAUCGGGGGAAGGGGAUUGUGGUGGCUGUUGACCUGCUGCCGAUGGAGGUGAUGCGGGGAGUGGAGGUUGUGACGGGAGAUUUCUUCGAGCCAGCGGUUCAAAGUCGGGUGCUGGAACUUUUGCGGGCGGCACCAACCAAGACACCGACCGCGGCUCGAACCGCAUGGGGGAUGCGGGUCAGCAAGGAGGGCGAGGACGAGACGGGUUUAGAGGGUGAGGGAACGGUCGCAGGAGAGGAAGGAGAGACAGUUGAAGCGGGGAAGGAGGUCAAUUUCGGCCUAGCCGACUGCGUCCUUAGCGAUAUGAUGGCGCCUAUGAGCGGGAUUCGCGAUCGUGACGUUGCCGCCUCACUCGACCUCGUUUCCGCCGCCACAUGGUUCGCACACCAGGUCCUUCGCCCCAAGGACGAGGAGCACUCUGGUGGAUCCCUCGUCCUCAAGUUCUUCAUGCAUCCCGACCUUGUGGAUUUUCGGAAGAAACAGCUCGAACCCUACUUCUCCAAGGUCGUCACGGAUAAGCCAGCCAGCAGCCGCAAGGAGAGCGCUGAGGCGUACUGGGUGUGUCUUGGAUACAAGGGGGGAUGGGAGCCAGAGGCAUGA
Messenger RNA from Cutaneotrichosporon cavernicola, 828 nucleotides. RefSeq lists its product as uncharacterized. The transcript has 2 exons. Bases 1 to 828 code for a protein of 275 amino acids. Gene Ontology annotation, biological process: RNA methylation. Gene Ontology annotation, cellular component: mitochondrion. Gene Ontology annotation, molecular function: rRNA (uridine-2'-O-ribose)-methyltransferase activity. The record is from RefSeq and is a predicted model, not a curated record. Lineage: Eukaryota; Fungi; Basidiomycota; Tremellomycetes; Trichosporonales; Trichosporonaceae.